Molecule: messenger RNA, 1502 nt
Organism: Prunus avium (sweet cherry)
Lineage: Eukaryota; Viridiplantae; Streptophyta; Magnoliopsida; Rosales; Rosaceae
Product: Mo25 family protein
Biological process (GO): intracellular signal transduction
Molecular function (GO): protein serine/threonine kinase activator activity
Source: RefSeq, a predicted model, not a curated record
GUAUUUGUCUGAAAAAAAAAAGUUAAUUGAAGCUGCAAGUUGAUGAUGGAUCUGCACUGAGACAAAAAGAUUGGCCUUUUUCUGAACCGUCAUCGACAAAGCUUUGCUGUAUUUCCGUCAAUUCUUCGACUGAGAGGAGAGAGAAAUUGAUCGGCAUCGAUCAUGUCGUUCUCGUUCUUCAAGCCGUCGAGGCCCAAAACUCCACAGGAGGUGGCGAAGGCCAUCAACGACAGCCUCAUGGCCCUCGACACCCAGACCGUCGUCGAAGUUAAAGCCCUCGAAAAGGCUUUGGAAGAAGUUGAAAAGAAUUUUGGGACAAUGAAGUGUAUGGUUUCUGGAGAUGGGGAGACCGAACCAAAUAUGGACCAAGUUUCGCAGCUGGCUCUUGAAAUUUGUAAGGAGGGUGUUCUUGAUCUUCUGAUUCACAAGUUACCUAUACUGGGAUGGGAAGCAAGAAAAGAUUUGGUCCAUUGUUGGUCCAUAUUAUUGAAGCAAAAGGUUGACUCUACUUAUUGCUGCGCAGAAUACAUUGAGAACCAUUUGGAGUUACUAGACUUUCUUGUCGUGUGCUAUGACAACAAGGAAAUUGCCUUGAAUUGUGGAAAUAUGUUGAGGGAUUGCAUUAGAUUCCCUACACUUGCAAAAUACAUAUUGGAGUCUGCGAGCUUUGUGUUGUUUUUUAAAUUUGUGGAGUUGCCUAACUUUGAUGUUGCUUCUGAUGCGUUCUCUACCUUCAAGGAUCUACUAACUAAACAUGGAACAGUGGUAUCUGAAUUUCUGACUGCUCACUAUGAUGAGUUCUUUGAUCUAUAUGAAAAACUCCUGACAUCUCCUAAUUAUGUGACCAGGAGGCAAUCUUUAAAGCUUCUCUCCGAAUUCCUUUUGGAGACUCCAAAUUCUCAUAUAAUGAAGCGCUACAUUUUAGAAGUUCGGUACUUGAAAGUCAUGAUGACAUUGCUCAAGGAUUCAAGCAAAAACAUCCAAAUCUCUGCCUUCCACAUCUUUAAGAUCUUUGUUGCUAAUCCUAAUAAGCCACGGGAAGUAAAGGUUAUCCUGGCUAAAAACCAUGAAAAGUUGAGAGAGCUGCUUGAGAAUCUCUCUGCUGGCAAAGGUGAUGAAGAUGAGCAAUUUGAAGAGGAAAAGGAGCUGAUCAUUGCGGAAAUCGAAAGAGUAGCCCAACUAUCUAAUUUUUGAUACAAGCUCACAUCUCCUAGCUGUGUUUGUUCUGAAAUCCUGUUUUUGAACUUUCAUGCUUUGCAAUGAUCUUCUGACAAGUUUUCCAAGAAAAGGGAAAAGCAAUGCAUAGAAUAUAAUGCUUUCAAUGCACUAGCAGGGAGUUGGGUGUAUCAAGAAAUGUAUGCCCUUGUAAUCUUUGUUGAAUUAAAAGAGAAAAACAAAAAAUCUUUUGAUACACGUGUUGUAAAAGAACUGAAAAAUUAUGUGAAAAUGGUUGCCCUUGCUUGAUUUAUCAAACACCUCCAGAUUGGAGAAUUCUACACGUA